Molecule: messenger RNA, 1444 nt
Organism: Mangifera indica (mango)
Lineage: Eukaryota; Viridiplantae; Streptophyta; Magnoliopsida; Sapindales; Anacardiaceae
Product: spermidine synthase 1-like
Exons: 9
Coding region: 53-1111 (352 amino acids)
Biological process (GO): spermidine biosynthetic process
Cellular component (GO): cytosol
Molecular function (GO): spermidine synthase activity
Source: RefSeq, a predicted model, not a curated record
AUAUGUCUAUGUAUAGUGCUCAUUUACAAAGUUGCUGAAUGAACGCAUAACUAUGAACGGGGAACACAAAGGAAGAAGCUGGCUAGAGAAAGAAAAACUCAUGGAAGAAACAAAGAGCAUAGUUUCGGCUUGUAAUGGAGGGUCUGCAGUUGCUGUAAGUUCAGUUAUUCAUGUUGGAAGAGAAGAAGAUGAUGAAAGUACUCAGGAGCAUCAUCAUCCCACCAUUCCUGGGUGGUUUGCGGAGCAUUGCCCACUAUGGCCAGGCCAAGCACACUUCUUAAAGGUAGAAAAAAUUAUAUUUCAAGGAAAGUCUGAAUUUCAAAGUAUGAUGGUGUUUCAGUCAUCAUCCUACGGCAAAGUUUUUGUUCUGGAUGGAGCUCUCCAACUCACAGAAAAGGAUGAGUUUUCGUACCAAGAAAUGAUCACUCAUCUUCCUCUUUGCUCUAUUCCCAAUCCCAAAAAGGUGUUGCUUAUUGGGGGAGGAGAUGGUGGCAUCCUACGUGAAAUCUCUCGACAUUCUUCGGUUGAGCAAAUUGAUAUAUGCGAGAUUGAUACGAUGCUAGUGAACGUGUAUAAGGAAUUCUUCCCUGAAAUUGCUGUUGGAUACGAGGACUCUCGAGUAAAACUUCAUGUCAGAGAUGGAACUAAAUUUUUGAAGUCCGUUCAAUGUGGUACCUAUGAUGCCAUAAUUGUAGAUGCAUUUGACCCAAUAAGACCUGAAGAUGAACUAUUCAAAAGUUCCUUCUUUGAGUUGGUGGCAAAAGCUCUCCGCCCCGGCGGGGUGAUGUGUAUCCAGGCAGAAAGUCUAUGGUAUCCAGCCCUCAACAUUGAUGAUCUCGUUGCAGACUGUCGCCGGAGAUUCAAAGGCUCUUCCAGCUAUGCAUGGACGAUCGUUCCAACAUAUCCAAGUGGAGUAAUAGGUUUCAUGCUUUGCUCUACUGAGGGUCCAUCUGUGGACUUCAAACAUCCUGUCAACCCCAUGGAUCCAAAGCAAACUUUCGGAGUGGCAAAAGGGCCGCUGAAAUUUUACGACUCAGAGGUACAUUCUGCGGCAUUUUGUCUGCCAUCAUUUGCAAAGAAGUCAAUGAACUCCAAAGUCAUCCGAAAUUAAAGUGAGAAUGAAAGUGUAACCAUUACAACUGAAACAUUAAGGAUUGACAGAAUUGGUUUCAGCAGUAAGUAAUGUGAGCAACGCCCAAUAUGUGCCCAGACUCCGGCCUCGGAAAUCAGAAUCAAUGCUUUGACAGCAACUCAAUUUAGACUCAUUCAUGUUUAAUUUUUUGAUAAAAUUUAUUGGUUUUACAUUUAAUUUGUUGGUCUAUAAAUCAAAUUCAGGCAGUGUGACUUACGGUAAUACAAUAAACAUGGAAUUUUUGUUGUCAAUUGAGACUGACUGUCAAUAAAUUAAUAGUCAUUCAUCUUAUGAAUUGACGAAUUUUGAUUC